AUGGCCGGCGGCAGCAAAAGCAGCCAGAAACAGAGCAAAAAUGCUUCGAAUAAUAAGCAAGUUGACUCCCAGAUUGUCCCAAUUCCAACUCCCUCAGAUGAGAAUCAAAACAACAAUGUUCCCAUAGUGUCUUCCUUCAAUGACCGUAUCCGUCCACUUCUCGACGCCGUCGACAAGCUCCGCCACCUCAACGUCGCAGCCAAGGAAGGAAUCCAGCUCCCGACCAUCGUCGUCGUCGGCGAUCAGUCCUCCGGCAAGUCCAGCGUCCUCGAAUCUUUGGCCGGAAUCAGCCUCCCUCGUGGGCAGGGGAUCUGCACAAGAGUCCCCCUCAUCAUGCGCCUCCACCACCAUCCCGCCGCUACGCCGGAGCUCUAUCUGGAGUACACCGCCGAUGGGUCCGCUAAGAAAGUCACCACAGAUGAGAGCAGUGUCGCAAAUGCCAUCAAUUCCGCCACGGAGGAGAUUGCUGGCGGCGGCAAAGGGAUUUCCAACAAUCCCCUGACUCUGGUAGUCAGAAAGAAUGGUGUUCCAGAUUUGACGAUGGUGGAUCUCCCUGGAAUCACUCGAGUCCCCGUCCAUGGCCAGCCGGAGGACAUCUACGAGCAAGUGACUGCAACAAUAAUGGAGUAUAUCAAUCCUGAGGAGAGCAUUAUACUCAAUGUCCUUUCAGCGACUGUCGAUUUCUCGACCUGUGAAUCUAUAAGGAUGUCGCAGAAAGUGGACAAAACAGGGGAUCGGACUCUGGCUGUUGUCACCAAAGUCGACAAGUCGCCGGAAGGAUUGCUGGAGAAGGUUGCCGCCGAUGACGUCGGGAUCGGACUUGGUUAUGUCUGCGUCAGGAAUCGGAUUGGAGAGGAGACGUACGAAGAGGCAAGAAUUGCGGAGGCUCAGCUGUUCGGGACUCAUCCCCUGCUUUCGAAGAUCGACAAAUCCAUCGUUGGAGUUCCUGUGCUGGCUCAGAGGCUCGUUCAAAUUCAGGCGACAAUCAUCUCCAGGUGCUUGCCUGAGAUAGUUAAGAAAAUCAAUGAGAAGUUGAGCUCCAACAUUGCUGAGCUCAAUAGGAUGCCGAAGACAAUGACUUCAGUGGGAGAGGCAGUGACUACUUUCAUGGGUAUAGUUGGAUCUGCCAAAGAAUCCCUCAGGAAACUAAUCAUCAGAGGGGAAUUCAACGAGUACCCUGACGAGAACCAAAUGCACUGCACGGCCAGGCUGGUUGAAAUGCUGGAGAAAUUCUCAGCGCAACUCCGCGAUGCACCGGAGAACGACCACAAGAGCAACUUCCUGGUGGACGAAAUCCGGGUGCUGGAAGAGUACAAGGGGAUUCGGCUUCCUGAUUUCCUUUCCCAAUCCGCUUUCCUGACGAUGCUCAAUCGAAAGGUGAAAGGGAUUUCUGGAAUCCCCGUUGGAUUCAUUGAGGAAGUGUGGGGCUACAUAGAGAGUGUUGUGCUCUCUGUUGUGAUGAAGCGCUGUGAAGACCACCAGCAGCUCCAGUUCUCCAUCAGGCGAGCUUGUCACAACCUGAUCGAGAAGUUGAGGGAUCGGUCCGCGAAUUGGGUGCUGGAAGUCCUGCAGAUGGAGGAGCUCACGGAUUACACUUGUAGUCCUGAUUAUAUGUCGGAGUGGAACAGUCUGAUGGCUGAGAGGCCUGGUUUCCUGAAUUCUGCUCGUUCUCAUUCUAGUGUAUCGAUUGUAGGGUUUGGUACUGUUUUGAUUGUGGAAAGUGUGAGGAAGAGCCUGGUUCUGGAGCAGGCGUACGAUCUGAAGAUGAGGAUCGCGACGUAUUGGAAGGUAGUGCAGAGGAGGCUGGUGGAUUCGAUGGCGCUGCACGUGCAGCUGAGCUUGAGGAACUUGGUGGAGAAGGAGCUGGAGAAGGGGAUCGUGGAGGAGCUGAUGGGGAGGCAUGGCGGGGCGAUAGAGAAGAUGCUGGAGGAGUCGCCAUUCGUGGCUGCAAAGAAGGAGAAGCUGAGUGGGAGCAUCAAGCUGCUGAGGGAGUCCAAGGAUGUGCUUGCAGCUAUAAUGGAUCGGAUUGCUUCCAGUUCUCAUUAA
This is a messenger RNA of Linum tenue, 2046 nucleotides long. The record is from the annotation of a GenBank genome assembly. NCBI's taxonomy places the organism in Eukaryota, Viridiplantae, Streptophyta, Magnoliopsida, Malpighiales, Linaceae.